UAAUUAGAAUUGUUCUGUAACCCCAAAACUAUUAAUAUUCCGGAUGCUGUAAGAGCACUUUGCUAAUUUUCAUUUGGGAUGUGAUUCCACUGACGCAACGAAACUUAACCCACUAUACUAUAGCUCUUGACGAGGAGAACCCAUUAAGCGAACUCGAGUGACGUGCGACUCAAUUGCAGGCACUCGAGACAAGUUAAAAAAAACAAACACACAAAUUGGCAAUCGUUCAUUAAACGUCUUCAUAUUAUCGAUUGCCUUCAGUCACUGUCGCUCGUACUUCUGGUACAGCUACUUCUCUAUCACUUCAUCUUUCAAAGUGUGCCAUAACUAUCAAGUAACAUAUACUCAACACGCCCCCAAGUAAUUAUCGAGUAAAAUUAAUUAAUUGCCUGAGCAAAAGACACCGUGUCUAAUAACCUAAUGGAAUCAAUAAAGCCAGCAGAACAUUCGGCCUUCUUCUAAGCAUAAAUUCAAGUGAAACUCUUUACGCAAGGCGGUGCAAAAGCAACCAGACUCGCUGUGACCACAAAACCUGGUCAAUCAGUCUUUGUGCAACGCUCGUGGCAGCAGGAGCGGCUAAAAGCCACAGCUCCAAAAUCGGCAAACACGUUUCGAGUGGCGGUUUUUGGCCAAUUACUAUAUUUGCGGCACGAAACCGCCAAACCGCCAAACUACCAAACAUCACCCACCGCCAACGACUGUAAUCGGCCAGAGAAGCGAUGCUCGCUUCGGGUUGCGUGUAAACUUAGUUUCGCACUGUCCGGCGGAGCGGUAGCGGUAACAAAACGCUUGAUAAGCCGCCGUCAGACGUCAACGAGCCACUAAGGCGACAGGUUGCAGCGGCCAAGAAAAGCGCGCAGUGUGUACAACGAGAAACCAAAUACCCACAGGAAUUAAAUUGUCAAUUAAUUUGCAGUGCGGAAAAAAAUAACAGCGAAGCAUACAAAACGGAAAAAAAUGAAGAAAUAAAAUGCACAUACUGGCACCUAAUUAAAGUGCCACUCAGUGAGAGUGUAACUAGUGAUCUCUGGCAGACCAAAUGCAGAGAAGAAUUUUAAUGUUUACAUUAAGCUUUAUCAGCUUGACGCACGUACAGAAGACCACGAAUUAAACGGAAGCCGAUAUCAUCAACAUAAAGUACAAUUUAUCAAAAUCAAAAAAUAAUCAAAACUAGAGACUGUUGAACGAGAAUCAGCUGACAAAAUGAAACUAUCAAAGAGCUUCGAUGAAUUGAUUCUGAAUGCCUCGCGGUUGAGCUUGAAUAACUUGCGAUCUCCUGCGAAGAAAAAGGGGAAAAAUAACAUAAAUCGCUACGGAGACUCCAUGGGUUCGCUCGGACAUCGCGCCUUGUUGCAGUACAUCGAUAAUAAUGACAUUUCCGGCCUGCGUGCUAUUUUGGAUAGUCGACAUCUAACCAUCGAUGAUCGAGAUGAUAAUGCCACCACAGUGUUGAUGGUUGUGGCCGGACGCGGUCUGACUGCUUUCGUCCGGGAAUUCCUGGCCCGUGGUGCCGAUGUUCAGGCGGAGGAUUUGGAUAACUGGACGGCACUGCUAUGCGCCUCCCGCAACGGGCACUUUGAUGUUGUCCAACUGCUGCUAGACCAUGGUGCAGAGGUGGAGCAUCGUGAUAUGGGUGGAUGGACGAGCUUGAUGUGGGCAGCUUAUCGCGGACACACGGAGUUGGUGCGUCUUCUGCUGGACAAAGGAGCUGAUGGCAAUGCCCACGGUAACUACCAUCUGGGCGCCCUAUUGUGGGCGGCGGGGCGUGGCUACAAGGACAUCGUGGAGCUCCUGGUGCAACGCGGAGCCAAAGUGAAUGUGGGUGAUAAGUAUGGGACCACAGCUCUUGUUUGGGCCUGUAGGCGAGGAAAUGUGGAGAUUGUGGAUACGUUGGUAAAGGCUGGCGCCAAUGUGGACACCGCGGGCAUGUAUUCGUGGACACCACUCCUUGUGGCAGCUGCCGGUGGCCAUACAGAUUGUGUUAGUUCCAUUCUGGAGAAGAAACCAAAUGUGAAUGCCUUGGACAAAGACGGAAUGACCGCCCUUUGCAUAGCGAGUCGUGAGGGUUUCCAGGAUAUAGCCGCCUCCCUUAUAGCAGCGGGUGCCUACAUAAAUAUCCAGGAUCGUGGAGCAGAUACACCGCUCAUCCAUGCCGUGAAAGCAGGACAUCGAACUGUGGUAGAGGCGUUGCUCAAAAAGCAUGCUGAUGUGGAUAUUCAGGGCAAGGACCGCAAGACGGCCAUUUACACCGCAGUGGAGAAAGGACACACGCCGAUUGUUAAACUGCUGCUGGCCACCAAUCCCGAUCUGGAGUCCGCCACCAAGGAUGGCGAUACUCCCCUGCUGAGGGCCGUCAGGAAUCGUAACUUGGAAAUCGUCCACCUGUUGCUCGACAGGAAGGCCAAGGUGACGGCUAGUGACAAAAGAGGCGACACCUGCCUGCACAUUGCCAUGCGGGCGAGGAGCAAGGCGAUUGUGGAGGCUCUCCUGCGGAAUCCCAAGCACAGCCAGCUCUUAUACCGGGCCAACAAAGCUGGGGAAACGCCCUACAACAUUGACUCGCUGCACCAGAAAACCAUAUUGGGCCAGGUUUUUGGCGCCAGACGGCUGAACACCAACGAGGAUUCGGAGGGAAUGCUGGGCUACGAACUCUACUCCUCCGCCUUGGCGGAUGUGCUAAGUGAGCCGACGUUAACCACUCCCAUCACAGUUGGACUCUACGCCAAGUGGGGCAGUGGAAAGAGCUUUCUGCUUAACAAGCUGCGCGACGAGAUGAACAACUUUGCGCGUCAGUGGGCGGAACCACCGAUCCGAACCAGUGGCCUGCUCUUUAUCGUCUGCCUGCACCUGGCAUUGCUCAUCGGAACAAUUGUGGGACUGAGCACCUGGUCGGCGGUGGUGGGCGUAUCCGCGGCCGUGUCCUUUAUGCUGCUCGCCUAUCUGCUGCUGGCCGCUGUCAGGUACUGCAACUAUCAGAUGGACAUGCAGUGGGCCUACUCCGUGCAACACGGUCUGGAGAAGAGGAUGACGAGGCUGCGUCUGAUCCUGCAGGUGGCCUUUUGCCAUCCCCCGGGGCCCCAGUCGGAUUCACAGGCAAAACCCGUGCGGUUUCACUUUGCGGAGGCGAACAGUGCUUCGCCAACGGGCGAUGGAGCUGUGGCCCACAUGCUGGCCGCCCUCCUCGAUGCCAUCGAAUCCCACUACGGAUGGUUGGCCACCAGAUUGUACCGAGCCUUCCGUCCCAAGUGCUUGAAAGUGGAUGUGGGCUGGCGGUGGCGUCGCAUGUGCUGCAUACCCAUUGUGCUGAUCUUCGAGCUAGCACUCGUUACCCUGGUCACCGGAAUAUCGCUCAUCGUCGCCUACUUCACGUUUGCCGAUGAGAAGGAGAAGGAACAGAUACUAGUGGGACUGUAUGUGACCACUGCCGUGAUGGGCACGCUGAUCUGCACGCAUCUCCAUGUCCUCGCCAAGGUGUUCGUAUCCUUGUUUACCUCCCACAUUCGACUGCUGAAAAGAGCGGUUCGGUCCAGUGAGUCUGCUCCAUUGACCAUGCUGGGCGCCGAAGUGGCCGUGAUGACGGACAUGGUCAAGUGCCUGGAUGCGUUCACCACUCAGCAGAGUCGCUUGGUGGGCGUGAUCGACGCUUUGGAUUCCUGUGACACGGAGCGGAUUCUCACUCUGUUGAAUGCGGUGCAAACGCUUCUUUCUUCGCCUAACCGACCCUUUGUGUUGCUCAUUUCGGUGGACCCCCAUGUGAUUGCCAAGGCAGCGGAGGCCAAUAGUCGCCGGCUCUUCACGGAAGGCGGAAUCGGAGGACACGACUUCCUCAGGAACUUGGUGCAUCUCCCAGUUUACCUGCAAAACUCCGGACUCAGAAAGGUUCAGCGAGCGCAGAUGACAGCGCUGCUGUUCAAACGAAGUGGCGGAGGCGAUUACCAGACAGACGAUGGACCCACAUUGGGACACUCGGUUUCCGCUCGUCGCCUGUCCAAUGCCUCGGAGAUAAUCUCCAGUCAGGAGAAGCUACGCGGACCCGCCCGUGGAGGCGGUGGAAAGAAGCUGCGUCUCUCCGAAUCCGUCGCCAGCUCCACAGGCUCCAAUCUUCACCGCCUGGGUCAGAAUCCUCAGACAGUACUCGAUCUCUCGCGAAUCGUGCUCACAGAUGAUUACUUCAGUGAUGUGAAUCCGCGAAGUAUGCGCCGCCUGAUGAACGUGAUCUACAUCACGGUGCGUCUGCUCAAGGCCUUCCAGAUUGACUUCAGCUGGUAUCGCCUCAGUUCCUGGAUCAACCUCACCGAGCAGUGGCCCCUGAGGGCCAGUAUGAUAGUGCUGCAUCACGAUCAGUUUAUGGAUGGCAACGCGGAUGAGAGUGUGUCCCUGCAAAGCGUUUAUGAGAAACUGCGUCCAAAACUUGCUUAUUUGAGAGAGGCAGCCCCGCUCUUGGAAUUAGAUCGGGAUGAACGCAAGCUGGAUGCCUUCCUGCAGUUGCACAAAUCAGAUUUGCUCGUGGCGGAUUUACGCAUCUUCUUGCCUUUUACCAUUAACUUGGAUCCUUACUUGAGGAAGGUCUUAAAGGAGGACCAGCAAACCAUCGAGGACGAGGGCUCCCUAGUAAUACAAGCCAGACCCAGCGUUUCCAACACAAUGCGUCAAUUUCCGGCGCCCACCACCUAUGUGCCUUCGCCGCCGGUCUAUCCGCCCUACCAAAUGUUCCAGAAUCCAGAGUAUCCUGCCAAUGAGCUGCGCUCCAGGAAUCUCAGCUCGAGCACAGAGCCCGUCACUCCACUUAUUAACUCACCAAGUGAUUCAUUUGGCGAGGACAUCCUGCAAACCAAGCUGACCGAUUUAACUGUAGAGGGAGUAAUUAGCCUGCUGGAGAGGAUUGAGGACAUGAAACCGGCGCUGGCCAAACUAGCGCCCGUGCUCCGCGAGAAUGCCAUCAAUGGUCGUGUGCUGAAGCACUGUGAUAUGCCCGAUCUGAAAUCGGUUCUGGGCCUGAGCUUUGGUCACUGGGAGCUGUUCCGCCUGCUGAUCACCACACUGCGGGAAUGCGAGCGGUUGCCAAGGAAGCAGACGCGCCAGCAGCAGCAACCACCCGCCCUAGAGGCGCCGUCGAGUGUCCCGAUGAUCAAGGAUGUGACGGAUGCCCUGAUGCAGCCACCCAGAGAGUCCUUGUCGCGGAAGAACUCCGUUAGUCAUAUGGAGAAACAGUCAAAAGUGCAUGACUACGAGUAUUUGCAGGUCACGCUGGAGGAGCAGAUGAUCUGCGGCACCCUGCAGACUCUGAACGAGGAGGCCUACGAGGAUGUGGCCAGCAGCGAGCGACCGAGUCCCACAGGUGAGAUGUUGGCGGCAGCCGCACAACUGCAAUUAGCACCCAUCCGCGAGUCCUCUGAGUUCGGAUCGCCAUCCGACGAUCAGAAGCAGUACGGGGUCAAGAUAGGCCACAUCAACAACAACCAGUACUUGCAUGCGGAGUACAACCGGAGCGUGAGCUCGCAUUCCCUGCAGAGUCUGAGCACUCUGGUGGGUGCUCCCAGUGGCCAUGGUGGUCCGGGUGGUCCGGGUGGCGGUGGCCUGCACCUGGGCAAUGAACUCGACUCGCCGAGUGCCGGAGCCGCAAUGACGACGCCAUUGCUCGGCUCCUCUGGCAACACGCAGCCGCCGUCUGGUCGGGAUUCCAUAUUGAAGCAGCAGGGAAGCGUCAAGGCCGACAAGCGGGUAUCGAUCCAACAAACGGCGCCCACGGCUAAUAACAACAACAAUAGCCCCAAGCUGGCACCAAAUGUGGAAUAUGUUUCCGAGCGUCAGCCGGAUGUCCACGGAGCCAGCAAGCGUCUAACGACCAAGCCGCCACCAGGACCCCGACCCGCUUCGCUGAUCAUCACCCGAAACGAUUCCAACUCACAGUUCCAGCUGCUCCGCUCGUCAUCAGUGGACUACGACGAUGUGGAGGCCCAGGAGCACCGCACUACGAUUAGGACCACCUUGCUGGAACAGCAGGAGGAGGAGGAGUCGGCCCCGUUCGUGUUUACAGUGCGCAAAUGAUACAAUCUUCUCUACUAGGUGAAACUAGUGCCAGCUACGCUUAGUUACAAAUUAGUUAUAGUGCAAUUAACCAAUAACUAUAGGACUUUUUGGUAACUCUGACUUUUGGGUUACACAACGAUAUAGUACGCUAGGAAAAGACACCUUGCUUGCAAGUCUUGGAUGUAAGCCACAGUAAAGUUUACUACUUGUUAUAAAUGUAUGAUGCAUGUGCAUAUGUGUAUUUAUUAAUUAUACAAUGAAAGUGAGAAAACAUUGAGCGAGAUGAUUUACAAAUUGAAACUAGAUUAAAGCCACUUGGCAAUCGCUUUACCUUUGAGCGGCAGAUUUAUAA
This is a messenger RNA of Drosophila gunungcola (fruit fly), 6382 nucleotides long. It is a transcript of the gene Arms, whose product is annotated as kinase D-interacting substrate of 220 kDa B. The record is from RefSeq and is a predicted model, not a curated record. Gene Ontology annotation, molecular function: protein binding. Bases 1204 to 6048 code for a protein of 1614 amino acids. NCBI's taxonomy places the organism in Eukaryota, Metazoa, Arthropoda, Insecta, Diptera, Drosophilidae. The transcript is spliced from 12 exons.